Messenger RNA from Theileria annulata, 1137 nucleotides. Its product is annotated as DnaJ-like molecular chaperone, putative. Gene Ontology annotation, cellular component: endoplasmic reticulum membrane. The record is from RefSeq and is a predicted model, not a curated record. Gene Ontology annotation, biological process: cellular response to misfolded protein. Bases 1 to 1137 code for a protein of 378 amino acids. Gene Ontology annotation, molecular function: Hsp70 protein binding. Lineage: Eukaryota; Apicomplexa; Aconoidasida; Piroplasmida; Theileriidae. The transcript is spliced from 4 exons.
AUGGAAGCAAAUAAAGAUGAAUCAAUAAAAUGCUUUAAAAUAGCAAAAACGGCGUUCUCACGCCAAGAUUACCAAAAGGCAUUGAAAUUCGCCAAUAAAGCAAACAAUAUGUUCCCGUCACAAGAAUAUCAAACCUUCAUAGAUAAAUGCCUUAAAUUUACACAAAACACCCCAAAUGAUACACCUAUCAAUUCCAAUGAUUUGCCGAACAAUUCUAAAGAUCCACCGCGUAAAUUUUUUACUACAAUAAUUAUUAUUAAUUAUAUUAUUAUGAAUUUGUAUAAUUGGAGGUUAAUGUAUAAUUUUGUAGAGAAUGAAUCGAGUAGUCGUAACGCCACUGAGGAGCAGGAAAGUUUGUGCCGUAUGAUCGUAAAGUCAAAGAACUAUUAUGAAAUACUGCAAGUGGCAAAAACUGAUUCAGUCGAGAAAAUAAAAAAGAGCUACAAAAAAUUAGCAUUGAAAUUACAUCCGGAUAAGAACCCGUCGCCCUUGGCUUCUGAGGCCUUUAAGAAGGUGUCAACAGCGUUUCAAUGCCUGACGAACCCGAGGGCAAGGGAAGAAUACGACCUCCACGGCGACGAGGAACGGUUUGUUAACCAGCAGCGGUACCAGCAAGAUUUCGUUACACCUGAACAACUAUUCGAAGCCUUUUUCGGAAUUCAUCAACACAACAACGUUUUUCAUUUCACAACAAGACGCACUGGUGGCAAUAGAAAUAAUACCAGAAGAGGUGGAUUAACGCAAUUUGUGCCAUUGUUGGUAUUGAUGAUAUUCAUGCUCAUGAUGAACCUCUUUUCCCGAAGUCCACAACUUUAUCAGUUUGAGAAGAGUUCGAAGUUUGGACAAAUGCAAUCUACGAGUCUAAACGGAGUAGUAUACUACGUAGAUUCGCGAACCUUUGAGAGAACGUACCCAAAGAAUACGGCUCAACGCAUUAAAAUUGAGUUUGAAGUCGAGUAUAAGUAUUUUGAAGACAAAUGCAAUGAUAGCAAGCGAGAGAACCAGCGGCAGAUUUACUCAUAUUUGUCUUCAUUUAGAAACCCACCGCCAGAACUCUAUGAAACACCCAAAAGCUGUAAAGUACUCAAUGAUCUCAGACACUCAUACACAAAACUAUUACAAAAAUACGAAUUUUAA